UCUCGCAGCCAAAUUCAAGAAGGUGGAGAUGCUUUCUGCUUUAAGGCAUCGCCAAGAUAUGGACAUAACAGUGCUUAAUAGCGCCGGUAAAUCGGCAAACUGGGAAUUACUUCAUGCCACCAACCCCGCGAAGCCUUUAAUCUCGAUGGCAGACGAUAUAUCUUCCCCGCCAGAACCAUCAGGGGGGCUACCCGUUCACCAGGAAACCCUCUGAUGGACCUACGUCUCCUAGAAGCAGCAGCGUCUGGUGAUGCUGCAGAAAUGAAGCACAUGGCUGUGCAUGUCCCUGGCGUCCUGCAUGGGACAACCCCGCAAGGGAACACCUGCCUCCACAUCGCCUCCAUCCAUGGGCACGAGGAGUUCUGCAAGGAUGUCAUGUCGCUCAGCCAGUCUGUGCCUCUCCUGGCCGCCACCAAUGCCGACGGCGAGACGCCGCUGCUCGCAGCCGUAGCAAGCGGCCAUACAUCUUUGGCUUCAUCUAUUCUCAGGUGCUGCAUUGCUCAGCAGUUGAGCGACGCAAUCCUAAUGCAAGACAGGAACGGAUGCAAUGCGCUGCACCACGCCAUCCGCAGCGGCCACAGGGACCUCGCGCUGGAGCUGAUAGAGGCCGAGCCUUCACUGUCGCGUGCUGUAAACCAAUACGGCGAGUCGCCCAUGUUCAUCGCGGUGAUGAGAAAUCACGCGGAUGUCUUCGAGAAGCUGUUGGAGAUCCCUGAUUCUGCUCACGGGGGAGCGUAUGGUUACAAUGUUCUGCAUGCUGCUGUGAGAAGUGGCAAUACAGCCAUCGCAAAAAGGAUUAUGGAGACACGUCCCGGGCUGGCCAGAGAAGAAGACAAACAUAAGGCUACUCCAAUGCACCUGGCUGCGCACUGGGACAAGGUUGAGGUCCUGAGAGUGCUGCUCGAACAUGACUGGUCCUUAGGGUACGCAGUAUCCUCUAAGGGAUCCCCUGUUCUUAUUUCUGCGGCAGCGUCACGGGGAUAUGUUGGUAUUGCCAAAGAGCUUCUUAAGCAUUGUCCGGAUGCUCCCUGUCGCGUUGCAAACGACGAGACGACAUCGACAUGUCUUCAGCAAGCUGUAAUGCUUGGUCGUAUGGAGCUUCUAGAAUUCUUCCUUGAUUCAAAGUAUACUCGGAAACUAGUCAACGUGCGAGACGAAAAUGAAGAGACUCCUUUGCAUAACGCGGUAAGAAAGUGUGAUCCAAAGAUAGUCCAUGCUUUGCUACGAUGCCCGGACAUUGAUGUUACAGUGCUCAACAAAGUGGGUAACCCAGCAUCCUGGUUACUAGGUACUACCGCCCACCACGCCAAGACAUUAAACUGGAAUGAAGUGUCAAUGCUUAUGUUGAAAGCUGAUCCUCUACACGCACCUUCUAUUGGUAAUCUCCAUGAGCAAGUCAAGAAUAAAGUGACAGCCUCAUCAAGGAAGGAUAUUAAGUCACUGACUCAAACAUACACUGGCAACACUUCCCUAGUUGCCAUCCUCCUUGCCACUAUUACCUUUGCUGCUGCUUUCACUCUGCCUGGAGGAUAUAGCAGUGACUCCGGAAACGAGGGGCUUCCCAUCAUGGCAAGGAAGUUUGCUUUCCAGGCAUUCUUGCUCUCAGACACCUUGGCAAUGUGCUCCUCACUUGUUGUUGCCUUUGUGUGCAUCAUAGCAAGGUGGGAGGAUCUUGAGUUCUUACUUUACUACAGAUCUUUUACGAAGAAGCUUAUGUGGUUUGCAUACAUGGCUACCACCACAGCCUUCGCAACUGGUCUAUUCACUGUUCUUGCUCCUCAUCUCCUAUGGCUGGCCGUUACAAUAUGUGUUCUAACAUCUUUAUUGCCCAUUCUUACCAAGCUACUAGGAGAAUGGCCCAUCUUGGAACUGAGAUUCCGGUUGGGUCGGAAUUUCAAGUCUGAGCUCCUUAGUAUGAUCUAGCUUCAUCAGCUUCAAUUGUUGGGCCCAGCUGCUUUUCUAUAUUUUAAUACUCGAACAUAUUGUAUCUCUAUGUUGGGAUAAUGACAUUUUAUUUGGGCAAUUUGGAAUUCUAUGUAAAACCUGCACUAUGUACUUUGAACACUGAUUGCACCAUGUUUGUGCAGAUGAGUGGUACUGUUUUGUUUCCAGAUUGGACA
Messenger RNA from Panicum virgatum (switchgrass), 2120 nucleotides. Its product is annotated as ankyrin repeat-containing protein ITN1-like. The transcript has 4 exons. Lineage: Eukaryota; Viridiplantae; Streptophyta; Magnoliopsida; Poales; Poaceae. The record is from RefSeq and is a predicted model, not a curated record. Gene Ontology annotation, cellular component: plasma membrane. Gene Ontology annotation, molecular function: protein phosphatase regulator activity; protein phosphatase 1 binding. Bases 214 to 1923 code for a protein of 569 amino acids.